UACUCUACUCUGUUCGUGCGAUUACCUUCUCUUCCCGUAAAACAUCCAUUUUUAUCGAUUUUUAGAAAUUCUCCGAUCUGUGUAGAGAGAGAAAGUAGAAUGUCGGGGAAAGGAGCAAAGGGUUUGUUGACGGGGAAAACUCCGGCGGGAACAAAGGAUAAAGAUAAGGACAAGAAGAAACCCACCUCUCGCUCUUCUCGAGCUGGACUUCAGUUUCCUGUUGGAAGAAUCCACCGACUUUUGAAGGAACGAGCGACUGCGCAUGGAAGAGUAGGUGCAACGGCUGCUGUAUAUUCUGCAGCCAUUUUAGAGUACCUAACUGCAGAAGUGCUGGAAUUGGCUGGAAAUGCCAGCAAGGAUUUAAAGGUGAAGCGUAUCACGCCACGUCAUCUCCAGCUGGCGAUACGUGGUGACGAGGAACUCGAUACCCUCAUAAAAGGAACUAUAGCUGGUGGUGGUGUCAUCCCGCACAUACACAAGUCGCUCAUCAACAAGUCCUCCAAGGAAUAAAAUGUUAAAAUAAAAUCGUGUUGUAAACUGUUAAAUAUCGUUCUUGGAUUAAUUAGGCUGUCUACAUAUUUAGGUGUUCUUGUUUGUGGCGUGUAUAUUGAGAGCUGAAAACGGGUUGCUGCUCGGAUUAUGUUUUAUGAGUUGAACAAACUUUUAGGCGUAUGCUUCUUUCGAAUCGUGUUGCAUCAAAUUACUUGUGCUAAAAAAAGGGUUUCUUGGAUUA
Messenger RNA from Erythranthe guttata (spotted monkey flower), 733 nucleotides. RefSeq names its product putative histone H2A variant 3. Gene Ontology annotation, cellular component: nucleosome. Gene Ontology annotation, molecular function: protein heterodimerization activity; structural constituent of chromatin; DNA binding. NCBI's taxonomy places the organism in Eukaryota, Viridiplantae, Streptophyta, Magnoliopsida, Lamiales, Phrymaceae. The record is from RefSeq and is a predicted model, not a curated record.